This is a messenger RNA of Moneuplotes crassus, 1059 nucleotides long. The record is from the annotation of a GenBank genome assembly. NCBI's taxonomy places the organism in Eukaryota, Ciliophora, Spirotrichea, Euplotida, Euplotidae.
UUUUAAUUUGAUUAAAUUUCAAAUCAGAAUGGAGGCAGAAUUUAAUACUGAAGAGGAGAUAGUCUUCAAGCAUAACCAAGCUGAACUUGAGGAGAAAAUUAGGAACAUCAUAAAGGAUGGAAUCGACACAGUCCAAAUUUUGGCAGAUUUUGAUAUGACUCUUACUAGAGAUAGAGUUGGAGGUGAGAAGGCAUCUAGCUGCUUUGGAGCUCUCACUCACAGUGGUUUGCUCUCAGAUGAGUAUGUCGAAAAAUAAUAAGAAGAACUACGAGAAGUACAGACCUAUUGAGAAAGACCCACAUCUUGACCUUCAAGAGAAAGAAGCUCUUAUGGAAGAGUGGUGGGAGAAGGAAUGAGAUGAUAUUAUAAAUGAAGGCCCCUCUCAUGAGGAUUUCAUGAAAAUGGCAUCCUCAUGCAAAAUCUAUUUUAGGAAUGGUAUCAGUGAACUGCUAGAAAUCAGAAAGGAUGUCCCAAUGCUAGUUGUUAGUGCAGGGAUUGGAGAGAUCAUCAAAGCUUCUUUUGAAGUGCUUACAAAUGAUAUUGACACUAAUCUCUCAUCGUUGAAGAACUUUAGCAUUGUAUCAAAUUUAGGUGUGUAUGAGGAUUCAAAAAUAGUCGCAUUUAAUCAGCCACUAGUAAACGUUAUGAACAAAUCUUCUCAUGUGAAGAAGUUUAUUGACGCUCAGAAAGAGCUAGAUGAGGAGAACCACCAUCAUCUCAGAGGAAACAUCAUUGUGAUGGGAGAUGUGAUAGAAGACCUAAGGAUGAUUGACGAAAUCUCUUAUGACAACAUUAUUAAAGUUGGAUUUCUGAACAACCUUGAAGUUGACUCUCAUCUUGAAGAAGUAUAUGAGAAGCACUUUGAUAUAAUAAUUCAGCAUGAUGGCAAUCUUUAUCCUAUAAUCAGUUUAUUGCAACUCUUUGCUGGAGAGAAAAUGAGUCAUGGCGAUAAGCUUCCAGAUGACUUCAGAGAAUUUCUUGAAAGCCUCUAUGAUGACUAACUGAAUCAGCUAUUCUGAUAAUAUCUUGGGAUACUUCAAUUUUAAUAUUUGAACUUGG